Messenger RNA from Dermacentor silvarum, 1298 nucleotides. Its product is annotated as craniofacial development protein 1. Bases 201 to 1001 code for a protein of 266 amino acids. Lineage: Eukaryota; Metazoa; Arthropoda; Arachnida; Ixodida; Ixodidae. The record is from RefSeq and is a predicted model, not a curated record. The transcript has a single exon.
CCCCGACUGCUAGCCCGGCGAAUUUGUUUCGGGCGUUGCUCGUGCCACGUCUGUUUCUUCUUUUAGACGCAAGUCUAGGCAAUCCCCAAUGUCGAACGCAUUUGAAACGUUGCCCGAACGUGCAACUAAAAGAGAAGGAAGCCUCCGACAACGGUAACUGCCAUUCCUUUCUCUUUUCCUCUCUCGACGUCGCGAAGAACAUGUCAACAUUGGACCUCGUCGGAAACGCCGAUAGCUCAGAAAGCGACGAUGACGACUACGUCCCAUCGGCUGAAGAGAGCGACGGGGACGCAUCCGACUGUGACGCGGAGAGCGACGUUGAAGAGCGACCUGUCGCCACGACUGGCCGGAUGCUGCGGAAGGGGAAGGUAACGCCGCGUCUGAAAGUCAAAAGAAGCAUCCGCUGCGACGGAAAAGACCCAGCACAGGGAAGUGUUCACAACGUGCCGAGCGCUAAAGACGACGCGAAGGAACAGGACGAGAGCACUCUCGCUGCCCAAAAGGACAAAGCGAAAGACGACCUUCUCUGGUCCGACUUCUUGAGAGACGCCGACAGCGUAACCAAGAAACGGGCGGCCGUUCCCGAUCCGGGCGAAGCGUCUACUUCCGCCGCUACUUCACAAGUCGCCGCUGUUCCAGAGAAAAAGGUUCGGAUUACUCAGCUGCUGGAGUUUGCGGGGGAAGUCGUCGAGGUUGACAAGGAAGUGGCAGCAGACUCGAAAGAAACGCGCUUGCUCGAAAAACAGGAAGGAGAACCCAAGUCAACUGCACUCGCUAGCAAGAAGCCGGGCGGAGUCGCAAGUGUCUUAGGUCGGCUAAUGAACAAGAAGCAAAAGAUUAGCACGCUGGAGAAAUCCAAGCUCGACUGGGAUAGCUACAAGCGGAGCGAGGGCAUUGCGGAAGACCUGCGGACCCAUAAUAGAGGCAAAGACGGCUAUCUGGAAAGACAAGCGUUCCUACAGCGCACUGACGAGCGGCAGUUCGAAGUUGAAAAGGACUGAGGGCCAAGAACAGAUCGACGCACCGCACCUGAGUGACCGUUGCAGCCGCGUUUUUGUGUUCCUGUUUGCGAAUUGCACUCACAUUGUAAAGGAUUUAGAAAGAAGCUUGAGCUGCGUUCGGAGGCACAUUUCGCACGUUGUGAAUACUCAAAGAAGCAAUAAAAGAGGCAUCUUUCAGGAUGGUCUGAAUCGUGUUCACAUUUCAGCAGCUGUGUUUAAAAGUCUCAAGCAUUUGUUAAUUGGCGUAAAGACUAAACUUUACCAUGACCUUGUUUUCAGAGUUAUUGCCAUCGCAUU